Messenger RNA from Brassica oleracea var. oleracea, 1991 nucleotides. RefSeq names its product GTPase-activating protein GYP7. The transcript has 5 exons. Bases 192 to 1814 code for a protein of 540 amino acids. The record is from RefSeq and is a predicted model, not a curated record. Lineage: Eukaryota; Viridiplantae; Streptophyta; Magnoliopsida; Brassicales; Brassicaceae. Gene Ontology annotation, biological process: activation of GTPase activity. Gene Ontology annotation, molecular function: GTPase activator activity.
UUUUCUGUACGUGGUGGGUCACAUCUCAACUAUAUUGAACUUUACGAAGGCAAAUAAAUAGGAGGCAUGAAGACUCCUUCUUCUUUACUCUGAAUUGACUUAGAGAGAAGGAGAGAGAUAAAGAUAAAGAUCUCAACUUUCUAGAGAGAGAGAGAGAAGCGGAAGAGCUAGUUCUCAAGCUAAUAGGUUCGAUGAAAGCUCUUCGACGGAUUCAAACGCGGUCUUCUUUUCCAAAUCCUUCGUCGCCAUUAUUCUCUACUCCCUCGUCUUCAUCUUCUCCAUGGACUCACUUGCGUUCUGCUCUCGUCCUUGUCACUUCUUCAUCUCCCGCAAAAUCUUCUUCUUCCUCCUCCAAUCCGCAUCGACUAAAAUCACCGUGGUCACGGUUUAAACGGAAAAAGCCCCUCACGCUUCAACGGUGGAAAAGCUUCUUCACCCCUGAUGGUAGACUUCGGAAGAGAGGAGUUGGUUUGUUGAAGAAAGUCAGGAGCAGAGGCAUUGAUCCUAGCAUCCGGUCAGAGGUGUGGCCUUUCCUUCUUGGAGUGUGUGAUUUCAAUAGUUCCAAAGAAGAGAGAGGUGCUACAAGAACUCAGCGAAGAAAAGUGUACGAGAGACUACGCAGGAAAUGCAAAAGGCUUCAAAGACAAGACAGCUGCGAGUUCAAGUUAAACAAGAUCAAUAAACCUCCUCAAGACAAGCAUAACGGUUGGUCUUUUCCGCAAGACACUGACAGUUCCUGCUCUGAUGAGUCACUCUCUAGCGACAAAGAAAACACAGAAGAUAUUGGGUACAUGAGUGACGACGUCUCAUGUACUCUUGACAUAAACUACACUGGCUCAACACACGUGAACUCCGAGUCUUCAGACUCAGAUUCUUCAGACGAUAACAACUCCGUUCACGCCUUUCCUUCUACUCAAGGGAGAGAUGACAAUAGUACUUCUCCAUCAAGCAUAUAUAAUAAUACAUCCCGCACCAAAGAGGAUUUUGUUACUUGGCAGCGUAUAAUCCGCCUAGACGCCGUCCGCGCCGACACAGAAUGGUUCCCAUACUCCCCAUUCCAAGCCUUAGUAUCACAAGCCAAAGCGCGUCGCGCAGCUGCAGCGGUUAGUCUAAAAGACUACGCCCACUUAGAACCGUGGAAGAUCUUUCACGCCGCGCGCCUCGUGGCCAUCCUCGAAGCCUACGCCUUGCACGACCCCGAGAUAGGCUACUGCCAAGGGAUGAGCGACCUUCUCUCCCCAAUACUCACAGUCAUCCCCGAAGACCACGAGGCCUUCUGGUGUUUCGUGGGGUUCAUGAAGAAGGCUCGUCAGAACUUCAGGGUCGACGAAGUUGGGAUCACGAGGCAGCUCGGCAUAGUCUCGAAGAUCAUCGAAUGCAAAGACUCGCGGCUCUACAAGCACCUUGAGAAAGUCAAGGCGGAGGAUUGUUUCUUCGUUUACAGAAUGGUGCUUGUGAUGUUUAGAAGAGAGCUGACGCUGGAGCAGACGCUGUUUCUCUGGGAAGUGAUGUGGGCGGAGCAAGCUACGGUGAGAGCUGGGGUUGGGAAGUCUUCUUGGAGCAGUAGAAUAAAGCAUCAAGCUCCUCCUACGGAUGAUCUGUUGCUGUAUGUGAUAGCAGCUUCGGUGUUGCAGAGGAGGAAAGUUAUAAUAGAGAAGUAUAAUAGCGUGGAGGAGAUAUUGGGAGAGUGUCACAGUAUGGUUGGGAAACUAGACGUGUGGAAGCUCUUGGACGAUGCACGUGACCUUAUUAUUACCCUCCGCAGUAAGAUUGAACAAUAUGACAUGGGGUCAGAAUCAAAAAUAGGCAUGUGAUUUUUUGUGGUGGUGUUUGUUUUCUCUACCUGAGUUUGUUUACUUGGAGAUAGAUUGUGGCUUGCUGUAUCUCCAUUUUCAAUUUUGCAUGUGUAACAAACAAGUUUUGUGCCGGGGGAAGAGAAUCUUUCUCCGGUAUUAUAAUAAGUGUGGAUUACAUAGUUGGUCGGCAAUAAA